Messenger RNA from Carya illinoinensis, 1732 nucleotides. Its product is annotated as probable polygalacturonase. The record is from RefSeq and is a predicted model, not a curated record. Gene Ontology annotation, biological process: carbohydrate metabolic process. Lineage: Eukaryota; Viridiplantae; Streptophyta; Magnoliopsida; Fagales; Juglandaceae. The transcript has 6 exons. Gene Ontology annotation, molecular function: polygalacturonase activity. Bases 117 to 1565 code for a protein of 482 amino acids.
GAACAGGAAGCCUACUUGAGAAAAUAUAAAUUCCAUGUCCACAUGCUGUGUACUUUUCAUUAUAAAUACUUCCGUCGUCUUCACCACCAAACAUAUUCAAGUUUGCUAUCUCCCCAAUGGAGUUCUCAAGAAGAAGUCCCAUGAGAGCUCAGGUGAUUAAGGUAAUUUCAGUGUUUAUGGUAGUGGCCUUUCUGAGCCAAAGAGGAGCAGAGAGCAGAAAAGCCAAUUUUCAGGGUUCCAUGUUUGAGUACACAGCAAUAAGCUGCAGAGCUCACAGUGCAUCCCUGACGGAUUUCAAUGGUGUUGGUGAUGGCAAGACUUCAAACACAAAGGCAUUUCAGGCUGCAAUCGACAACCUAAGCCAGCAUGCAUCAGAUGGCGGUGCUCUACUUUAUGUUCCUCCUGGAAAAUGGCUCACUGGGAGCUUCCAACUCACCAGCCACUUCACUCUCUAUCUCCACCAGGAUGCUGUUCUCCUCGCUUCUCAGGAUAUGAACGAAUGGCCGGUGCUUAAACCUUUGCCGUCAUACGGUCGAGGACGAGAUGCCGCCGGUGGAAGAUACGCCAGUCUCAUCUUUGGAACAAAUCUCACUGACGUGAUUGUCACAGGUGCCAACGGUACGAUUGAUGGUCAGGGAAGUAUGUGGUGGCAGAAAUUCCACGGUGGAAAGCUAAAAUACACCCGCCCUUACCUCAUCGAACUCAUGUUCUCCGAUAAUAUUCAGAUUUCCAAUCUAACGCUCCUAAACUCCCCAUCUUGGAACAUUCAUCCUGUUUACAGCAGCAACAUAGUUGUGCAAGGGAUCACGAUCAUAGCUCCGGUUAGAUCUCCAAACACCGACGGUAUCAAUCCAGAUUCAUGCACAAACAUUAGAAUAGAGGACUGUUAUAUUGUCUCUGGAGACGAUUGUGUGGCUGUUAAGAGCGGUUGGGAUGAGUACGGUAUACAAUUUGGAUGGCCCACCAAACAACUGGUAAUCAGACGGCUCACAUGCAUCUCCCCGUACAGCGCUGUGAUCGCAUUGGGCAGCGAGAUGUCCGGUGGGAUUGAAGAUGUCAGGGCCGAGGAUAUUGUGGCCUUUAAUACCGAAUCGGCAGUUCGGAUCAAGACAGCGGUAGGAAGAGGAGGUUACGUGAAAGAUGUAUACGUGAAACGAUUGACUUUGCAUACCAUGAAAUGGGUGUUUUUGAUGAAUGGCAAUUAUAAAGCACAUGCAGAUGGUCACUACGACCCGAACGCCUUGCCUGAAGUCAAAGGGAUCAACUACAGGGAUGUGGUGGCGGAGAAUGUCUCGAUGGCGGCUAGAUUGGAAGGGAUUUCGGGUGAUCCCUUUACGGGUAUUUGUAUUUCGAAUGUGACCAUUAACGUGGCGGCUAAGUCAAAAAAAGUGCAGUGGAUGUGCAAUGAUGUCGCAGGGAUCACAAGUGGCGUGAGUCCUCCGCCGUGUGGUUCAUUGCCUGAUCAAGGGCCGGAGAAGAUUGGGGCAUGUGAUUUUCCUGCGGAUAGCUUGGCCAUCGAUAGGGUAAACUUCAAGAAGUGUUCAUAUACAAUAACAAAUGCUUGAGCUUUGCUUGAUUUGUACCAGCAAAAGUAUUAAUUAGUCUUAUCUAUAAGGUAGAGCUAGAUUGUUGCUAGCCAACAGAGACAAGAAGAAAAAACAGCCGAGAGAUGUCUAUUUAGAUGCAUCCUUUUAUUAAUUAUUAGUAAAAGUUGGGAAACAAAUCAUUUGAA